Messenger RNA from Sipha flava (yellow sugarcane aphid), 2120 nucleotides. Its product is annotated as transcription initiation factor TFIID subunit 3-like. Gene Ontology annotation, cellular component: transcription factor TFIID complex. The transcript has a single exon. Lineage: Eukaryota; Metazoa; Arthropoda; Insecta; Hemiptera; Aphididae. The record is from RefSeq and is a predicted model, not a curated record. Bases 178 to 1926 code for a protein of 582 amino acids. Gene Ontology annotation, molecular function: protein heterodimerization activity.
CGUUAUUAAAUAACAGUAGGUAAUUGUUUAUGAAAUAAGUAAACAUUGUGAAUAGUGAUUGUAAACAUAAUAUUUAAAUUUGCAUGCAUUAACCGCCACAAUACUAAAUUAAGUUUCUAAAGGGAAUAUGUUUCGCACGUAAGUAAAUUCAUAAGUAUCAAUAAUAAAACAAAAAUUAUGGAAGACUUUAUUAGACAAACUUUAAGAAUAUCUGUUGCUCAAAUAUGCGAUAAUAUUGGUUGGCACUCAAUAACUGACUCUUCAAUGCAAAUUAUGACUGACAUCCUGCACCGCUAUAUAAGUGAUUUGGCCAUUUCAUCCAAAAAAUAUGCAGAACACGCAUAUAGCAAUGUGCCUGACAUAGAAGAUGUUGAAAAAGCUCUUCGUCAGAAAUCUGUUUCAUUGGCUGAAUUACGUAAUUAUGUAAAAAGUACAGGACCUGUAAAAUUUCCCCAUAAUUUACCCAAAUUAAAUAUACCUGGGAAAAAUGUGUUGAACCCAUUAAAACCCGGAAGUCGAGAAGUUGUUACCAGACCUAUUCAUAUUCAUGAACAUCUCCCGACUUUGUAUGCAGAACCAGUAGAAGAAGAAGAAAACACCACUGAUUCAGAAGAAAUUCAAAACAGCACAAUGAAUGAUAAGCAAGAACCAGAAGAUGUUAUUCUGCAUAAGCGACUUAGAGAAAUAUCGAGUGUAGUUAUGACGUCUGGUGGAUUUUUAUCUCCAUCUAGAGAAGGCCGAUUGGCUGAGUCUAAACUAUUACCAUUUCCAGAAAUUAAAAAUGACAAACCUCUUGAAACCUCUAAAUUAACUGGUAAUUUACCUAAUAUUAAAAAUGAACCAUCUAGUAAGGUUUCAUUAAAAAAAAAUAAAAUUAAAUCAAAAAAAAUAAAAUCGGGAACAAAGAAAAAACAAAAAGUUUCUAAAGAUGAAAAUUUACUUUUACUCUCAAAAGAAAUCAAAACAGAAGUAUUAUCAAAAGAAAAAAACUCUAAGGAAGAAGAAAUGUUAAUACCAAUAGAACCAAUUAUUGAACCCAAGAUUGAGCCUAUUAUGAAUGAACUUGAUGUUGUAGAUGUCAUUGAAGAGAUUCCAAAAAAAGGUAUUUCUGCUCAUCUCACAAACAAAGCAAAAAUGGAAGAAGUUUUACCUAAAUUUUCAUUUUUUGGUUCUUUACCUCAAGGUCCUGGAUUAAUACCAUCGACAUUUUCUCAAAUAGUUAAUACACCUGAUAUUGAUAAAACACCAAAACCAACCAGUCCAGUAUUAAAAGGAGACAAUGAUGUAAGUCGUAAGGAACAAAAGAAAAAGAAAAAGGACAAAAAGAAAGGGAAAAAAGAGAAGAAAAAACAGAAAGAAAAGGAAAAAGAAACAACAAAAGAAAAGAAAAAACAGAAAUCCAAGUGUACUAAUAAAGUGCCAAAAAUUAAACUUAAACUUGGAACUCGAAUGGAAACAAUUACAAAUUUAUUGCCUGAUAAGCCUUCAGAAGAAAUUAUAACAAUAGUUUCAAAACCUGAACCAAUGGAAAUUGAGGUAGACAUUGAAUCAAAAUCAGAUAUUUCCCUAGAUGUGUUAUGUGAUGACAUUAAAUCACCUCCUAAAGUUCCUAUUUCAAAAAGUAAAACUAAACUUAAUACAAAAACAAUACAGCCAGUUGUAACUCCUGUUGUUGAAACUCCUCCUCCUCCACCAUUCUACUUUGAUGAAGCUGGUAAUCAAGUAUGGAUUUGUCCAAUGUGCACUAAACCAGAUGAUGGAAGCCCAAUGAUUGGUUGUGAUGGAUGUGAUGUAUGGUAUCAUUGGGUAUGUGUGGGUAUCCAGUGUCCUCCAGAUUGUGCUGUUUGGUAUUGUCCAAAAUGUUUGGAAAAACGUGCACAACAACCCAAAGGCAAAAGAGGUAGACCUCGAAAAAAUAAAUUCUAGUAUUUAACUUUUAAUUUUAUGAUUAUUAUUGUUUAAAUAAAAUUACUGAUACCAUUAUGGUUUGUCUGAUGAUUAUAUAUACCUAAUAAUUGACAUUUAAUCAUGAAAUUGUUUGUGUUCUCAUAUGUUACAAUAUUAUUAAUUUACAUUAAAUAUUAAGUAUAAUUUAACACAUUAGAUGUAAAUUGAUCUCA